ACGCAUCUCGCUGCUUAGCGGAUUCGCAGCCGUGAAAGUGGCUGAGGCGGAUAUUGUUGUGGUAACAGUCCAGCCCUAGAGGAUGAGCCGAGGUGAUGCACUUAUUUUGAGCGGAAAGAAGGCCGAGAUUGGACUGUGAUUCAUUUUGUCAUGUUUUUUAUGUGAGGAGUGAAUCGUUUGUGGGGAAAAGCCGCUGCACCGUACGGACUCAUCCUCCAGCCAGCCAGCCGGAGAACAGAGUUCAUUCAGCCGUGGUGAGCCUGCCGCUGAGACGAUGCCAGCGACGUAAAAAUCACAACAUCUGCAGGGUAUACAUCUGAAGCUCCUGGAUCGACCGGGCCUUUGUAUAGCCUGCGAGGCGGCUGUUGCCUUGAGAAUCACACACGACAGGAGGUAAAAUAUGGAGAGCAGCAUUCAUGGAGGCCUUUGGAGAACGCAGCCUGUUGAGAGGAUGACAGAUUCUUAUUAACGGGGACCGGGCACGGGGGGGUUGCGUUUAAUGUUCAUAAACGACCUCAGUGAGGCAUUAUCCACGGAGAACAAUCACUGGGUUCAGCACAAAAAUAGAACCGAAGUCACGGCGCCUUGGAGAAAGCCAUCUAAAUAAAGAUAUCACAUGUUUCUGCUUGAUUUCGGCCUGCGGUGCUGUCGUGAUUGCACACAUGACAUCUGGAACACACUUGAUGAAGACGAGGAUGUGAUGACCGUGUGCUGAGCACCGAAGCGACUGGCUUUAAAGUAGAUUCUCAGGUACCCUAUAGUUGUAGGUUUUUUUGGGGGGGGUUGUUUGUUUUUAACAGAAAAUGGGUAGCGAAGGUGAGAUAGUAAACAGAGAACUGUCAAAGAUGUCUGACGAGGAUUUGCUGGCGUGCUCCAAAGAGGAGCUGGUGAGCCGGCUGCGUAAAGAGGAGUCGGAUAAAAUAUCGGCGCUCAUUCAGCGAGGACGGCUGAUAAAAGAGGUGAAUAAACAGCUGCAGGGACACCUCCUCGAAAUCAGGGAACUGAAAGUCAUUAAUCAGCGCCUGCAGGAGGAAAACGUGGAGCUGCGGGACCUGUGCUGCUUCCUGGACGACGACCGACUCAAAGUGAAGAAGCUGGCCAGGGAAUGGCAGCUGUUCGGGCAUCACGCAGCCAAAGUAAUGCGGGAGGACCUCGGUGGUUACUUGAAAAAGCUCGCAGACCUGGAGCGCAUGCAGGACGGGCUGGUAAAGGAGAAUCUGGACCUGAAGGAGCUGUGCCUGGUCCUGGAGGAGGAGUGUGUCAGCAGGAGCGACUCCAGCCCCGGAGGGUCCACCGAGCUCAACCUGCCCUGCAUGGUGGCCCGGGACCUGGGGGACGGAAGCUCAAGCACAGGCAGUGUGGGAAGCCCAGACCAGCUUCAUCUGGUGUGCUCUCCUGAUGACUGAUGACAGCCACGGCUUAUCCGACUCAAAGAAGGAACCUGUGGAGUAGGAGCGAUGAAGGCGAGUGGAGACGAGGUCACACAGUACAAAUUAAAUUGGUGCACAAGCAUUAGGGCCUUCUGAAUGCUGCAAAGAUCUGCGUGCCACCGGGUUAACAUUGUAUGAUGGACAUUUUCAGGACGUUUAAUAAAUGUUUGCCAGAUGAUAAUGUAUCUAAAUUUUACAGUGUUUUUUCUAAGGACUCUUCUUCUUCUUUUGAAACUCUUCUUUUUCAGUGGUCUGAAAAAAAAAUGGGACCAAAAAAGUGGGUCACAUAUAUAUAAAUUUAUCUCAUGCACUGGACUAGCCUACACUGGUAGAAGCCUUUUUUUCUAUUGCACUGGACAGCGUUAUCAUGGAUCUUUACGUCACUGAUCUAAAGAUUCAUUUCAAUCCAGUUUUGAGCCAUAUUUAUUCCACUGAAUUCCACUAGCACUGAAAUAGAUGAGUUGUGAUAAAAGAAAAAAUAUGAAACUAUUUGAUAUUUGCUUUUGCUAGAUGCCCAAUAAUGUGUAAUAUUUUAUGCACUCUCUUCCUCAGGACAGGAUUGGAGUGGCAUUUGUGCAUGAUGAUUGUCACAAUUUGUACAGGCCUGUUAACCAGUCUGAUGUGAAGGCCCUUCAGGUUUACUGUGGGUGGGGCUGCUGUACAUAAUGUACAUGUGCUAGAGCCUGGGCAGAGCCAGCACACUUGAUAAGGUUUUGGAUCAGACAUGAUAAGAUGUCCUUGGACCUCACUCAGAGCUGAAUUGAAUAAGUUCUGUCUCUUUUUUUAAAAUCCAACUGGAAACUCUUUGUAUGAAACUGGAAGGUCUACUACAAGUUUGAAUGGUUUCUGUUUGAUUCAAACCAAGAUGUUUCAAUUCACUUGUGUUACUUUUUUUUUUUUUUUUUUUUUUUAAAUUACAUUGCUGUUGUUGAUGUUCAAUUAGCAUACCACAGAGUUUGUUUAAGUUGGCAGUGGUUGGCUUUUUAUUCUGUAACUCAUGCUUUGUAUUUACCCUGUAACAUUAGGGAUAAUCUUAACUUUUGCCCACCUUUAUCUUGAUUUAUCUGUAUUAACUAGUGUUACUAACCGAUUUCAGUUUAAAUCAUGGCUGAUGCACAUGGAUUAGAAAAGAUUAUUUUUUGUCGUUAGCUGUUUUUUGGUGGGCUAUGCUCGUAGUGCAUUUAAGAGCUUUAAAUACAGUGGGUAUGACACCUCGUGCUGUUCUGACCUUUCUUUUCAAGCAUUUACAUGCAUUUACAUCUACGUGAGAGCGAAGGGUUGAUUUCCGCACUUGUUGUUUUGACCUCUGUGUCUGACUCUGCUUGGCCGAUGCUCCCUUCGCGUCACACGGGCUGACUUUCGUGAAGUUCAUCGGUUUUAUUUUUGGAUCUCUUAUUUGCGCAGUGUGGAGAGCUGAAGAGCAGGGCCGUAAUGCUUUUACCCACUUAGUGAUGCACACACGUCCUUUGACAGCAGCGUACACACAGAUUUUUUUUUUCCCCUCCAUCAUGCUCUCGAGCUCUCAGUCUGUCGCUCGCCUCUCAACUCUACUUCUAUCUCUAACCCCAUUUAAGCAGAGCAAUCCAAUGCCCUUUGAGCCAUGUAUGUAUUAGCAAGAGAUUCAUGUCAUUUUUGGGAAAUGAAAGUUCACAGUGUUCACAGUUGAAGGGCAUUGCACAGUCAUUUCCCAGAGUCAAAGGUUACGUCUUAAAAUUACUGGUUUUUCUUCUUACUAACAGUCCACUACAAACAAACAAAAAAAUAUUCAAUUGUCAAUUACAUGAAUGAAAAAAAGGAAGCAAACUGGAGAAACUGCAACCAGAGAAUAUCAAUUUCCUGUUUUUGCUUGAUCUGAUGCAAAAUAGUUACAAUCUUCAUCACCUUUGAGUCAUACAUUUCAGGUCACUCUGGGGUGUCGGUGUUCACUUUUCCAAAAUGUAAUUCUCUG
Scatophagus argus is the source of this 3378-nucleotide messenger RNA. It is a transcript of the gene ccdc85b, whose product is annotated as coiled-coil domain containing 85B. Gene Ontology annotation, cellular component: nucleus. The record is from RefSeq and is a predicted model, not a curated record. Gene Ontology annotation, biological process: negative regulation of DNA-templated transcription. The transcript has a single exon. Bases 804 to 1406 code for a protein of 200 amino acids. NCBI's taxonomy places the organism in Eukaryota, Metazoa, Chordata, Actinopteri, Scatophagidae.